Molecule: messenger RNA, 885 nt
Organism: Penicillium mononematosum
Lineage: Eukaryota; Fungi; Ascomycota; Eurotiomycetes; Eurotiales; Aspergillaceae
Product: hemolysin III family protein
Exons: 2
Coding region: 1-885 (294 amino acids)
Cellular component (GO): membrane
Molecular function (GO): signaling receptor activity
Source: RefSeq, a predicted model, not a curated record
AUGCCUCGCCAGCGUCGCCCUAUUGAGCACCAGAAAGUGCCCUCAGGUGGUCAGAGUCAGACUACAGAGAUGGCUGCUGUCGGGGAGGAGGCUCAGAUAUUGGUAAAACAACUCCUGCAUUGGGACGAUUUACCCCACUGGCAACGCGACAACCAUCACAUCCAUACUGGAUAUCGGCCAGCCUCGUCGUCAUUUUUAAGUUCAUUUCAAUCGCUGGGUUACGUUCACAAUGAGACGGUCAAUAUCUACACCCACCUCUUGCCAGCUGUGAUUGCCGCCCCCGCUGCAUAUUGGCUCUACCACUUGCUUUCUCCGCGUUACCGGGAUGCAGCCGAUUCUGAUAUCCUCGCUUUUUCCUGUUUCUUCGCGGGGGCUGCCUUCUGUCUUGGCAUGUCCGCAACCUAUCACACCAUUUCAAACCAUUCACCUGUGGUUGCACGCAUUGGAAAUGCACUCGACUAUAUCGGUAUCGUGGGACUUAUUGUGGGGAGCUUUGUACCUAGUGUCUUCUACGGAUUUUACUGUGUACCCGAACUCCAGCACAGAUACUGGACCAUGAUCUGUACCAUUGGGCUAGGUUGCGUGAUUGUAUCCGCUUCUCUCCCGGUUCCGCACACCUCGCUGGCGGCCGUUCCGCGCUACCAUCAGAUCGGUUUGAACUGGCUCGUUUUCCAGGGUUUCUUGUAUAUACUUGGGGCCGGGAUCUAUGCGGCCCGGGUACCUGAGCGACUUAUGCCCGGGAAAUUCGACAUUGUGGGGAGUUCGCAUCAAAUCUUCCACGUGCUAGUGGUCUGCGCAGCAGUAGCUCACCUGACAGGGUUGUUGAAGGCUUUCGAUUAUCGGCACAGCGGAGCUGCCGAGACCUGUCAGAUUCCACGCGGCUGA